AUGUCAUUGAAAUACAACAGAAUUUAUUUAAAUGAUGACAAAUCUCCCUCUGCCAAUGUUUUGGUGCAGCACAGUGAUGUCUUUAGCCUGUCAGAGUGUGCAUUGAUAGCUCUAAAUAAUCUUCAGUGUUCCUCCUUCUUCUUCAAUAAAGCUACCUCAUCUUGUACCCUCACUGGUCAACUUUGUGCAUCGCAACUAACAUUAUCAUUUGGAUAUCAACACUUUCUAACCGAUAGUACAGUGGACAGCAGCCCAAUGAGUUGUGCUUACGAAUACAUAGGCAAAAAUCCUUCCUGGAGUACAGCAAAGAUGGAGUGUGAGAAUCGUGGGGGAUACUUGGUAGAACUACAGUCUCAGAAUGAACAACAAUUUGUCAGAAACAUUCUUAUACCUCAGAUAGAUCCAAAUUCGGUACCUGUAUUCUGGUUGGGAGGCAAGAAAACAAACGGACAAUUUGAGUGGAUAAAUGGAGGAAAAAUUGAAUAUUCUAACUGGAGACCAGGAUACCCAGAUAACCAGGAAUCGAAUGUGGACUGCAGAAUAUCAAUACUUCUGUAA
This is a messenger RNA of Saccostrea echinata, 558 nucleotides long. Its product is annotated as versican core protein-like. The coding region runs from base 1 to 558 and encodes 185 amino acids. Lineage: Eukaryota; Metazoa; Mollusca; Bivalvia; Ostreida; Ostreidae. The record is from RefSeq and is a predicted model, not a curated record. The transcript has 5 exons.